AUGGCUUACAACCGUCCCUUCGAUGAGGAUGCUCUCCCCAGAUUUGCCGAGCCAGACCCCAAACCCGGCCAGUCGAGGACUCCUGCCCCGCAACAACCCCCUCCACAGCAGUAUCACCAACAGCAACCUCGAUAUGAUAAGCCCUUGCCAGUUCACCGAGACUCUCGGUCUCAGUCGAUAGGCCAGCAGCACGGCUACGGUCACAUGUCGCCGCCUCCAAACCCUGGUGCGAGACCGCCUCAGCCUCACAGCCGCCCUACCCUCAAUUCGCGACCUCCUCCCUCGCCCGCCCUUGAUGGCUCUGGUUCCGACCCUUCGCUUUUGCCCCUAUUCCGCGCCGUAGACAAGGAUGGGACUGGCCAUCUCUCUGAAAGGGAGCUCUCUGCCGCGCUAGUCAACGGUGACUGGACCGCCUUCGACCCCCACACCGUUCGCAUGAUGAUCCGAAUGUUUGACUCGGACCGGAGUGGCACUAUUGGUUUUGAGGAGUUCUGCGGUCUAUGGUCCUUCUUGGCCUCAUGGCGAACCCUGUUCGAUCGUUUCGACGCCGACCACAGCGGCAACAUCUCCCUGCCCGAAUUCAACAACGCUCUCGUCGCAUUUCGAUAUCGACUCAGCCCCCAGUUCGUGGAACUGCUCUUCAACACAUACGACAAGCGUAACGAGGGUGUCAUGAGCUUUGACCUCUUUGUCCAGAGCUGCAUCUCUCUGAAGCGCAUGACGGAUGUGUUUAAGAAGUACGACGACGACCGCGACGGAUACAUCACACUAAGUUUUGAGGACUUCCUGACAGAAAUCCUCAAGCAACUCAAGUAAAUGACUAAAAUGAUGGUGAUGUGGUUUUGGAGAUUUUGGACAUUGAAAACGAACUCCUAGGACUGGAGUGUUACAUGAAUCAAGUCUCACAUGGGACAGUGAUACGGCCCUAAGGGAGGAAGCCAGCAUGCAUGAUAUGGCGGGGUGUAUAACGGAGACGGCUGGGUACAUGGAGUGACAAGAUGGGAUGGACAGAUGGAUGAUACCCUAGGUCGAGGCUGCGGAUCCUGACUUAGAGACCGGGACUUGCCUUUGAUACAUCACAUAUGAAUUUAUGUUGAAUAACUCGACCCAGUCCCAAGUUGGUCAUGC
This is a messenger RNA of Fusarium vanettenii 77-13-4, 1128 nucleotides long. RefSeq lists its product as uncharacterized. The transcript is spliced from 4 exons. The record is from RefSeq and is a predicted model, not a curated record. Bases 1 to 816 code for a protein of 271 amino acids. NCBI's taxonomy places the organism in Eukaryota, Fungi, Ascomycota, Sordariomycetes, Hypocreales, Nectriaceae. Gene Ontology annotation, molecular function: calcium ion binding.